AUGUCACAGCUCAGUCCGUCACCCCCUCGACGGCCCCAAGCGGGGCCGAUGCCGGGCAUGACACGCUCCACGUCGUACGUGCUCGUCUCGUCCUCCCUCCCCGAUCCACCCACGCCGCCGACGUACGACUCGCCCACGCCCCGCCGCCAUCCUCGCUACUACUACCUGCUCCCCGCCCUCGCCGCUCUCGACUGCGUGUCCACUUGCGUCCUCGCCUUCCUGCUGUGCCAGCAGCAAGCACCUAGCGGCGGCGGCGGCCCCGGCGGCGAUGUCCCUUCCUCACCCGGGACGGGCGGGGGCGGGGCAGGAGGCGGUACUGGCAGCCCCAAAGAUCCGGCAGCGCCCUACUGGGAUCGUCAGCGGCUCAUCCUGGCAGUGACUGCGGUGGCCAUCGCCCGUGGCUGCACCUUUGCCAUCGUCGGCUUCAGCAAGCGCAUCCGCGAGCUCGGCGUCAUCGUCGCGGCCAUCUGCAUCCUUUCGGCGCUCUACAACGUCUCGGUCGCCAACAUCCUCUUCCAGGCCAGAGGCAAGCCCGACAUUGUCAGUCCGCCAGUACCACGUCCGACGACCUCGCCCAACGCCACCUAUGCGCUCGCUCGACCCGACGGGCUCGCCGCAUUGACAGUCGUCGGGCAGCCGCAGUCCCGGCUUCUUACUUCGACCAUCGUAAUGAUCUCCACGGCCUCCGUGCAUCUAGCGCCCACGAUGGCCUUCCUGAUCAGCACGCAGAUGGCCUUCACCCUGGCCGAGUGGAUGCUCUACAUUGGCAUCGUCGGCGUCAGGGUACCUCCCGGCGGCAACCCCGUCAAGGCGAAGCGGUGGGCGCGCACGCUGGCGCGCGAUUCGCGGUACAGGGAUGGCGCCGAUGCGGCGAGCCUCUACGUGACCGACUCGGACAAUGACGGAGACGAGGAGCAAGAAGAGGACGAUGAUGAUGUCGAAGACGCUCAUGCAGAGUCUGAGACCGCUGCCCUGAGCCAGGACGAUGACAGGAGAAACGUCAGCCGUCGAGGAGCAUCCUCGGCCUCCGAGUCGAGGAGCCUGCACCAAGUGCCUCGCGACAACGAGGGUAGCAGACCAACCUCGCCGUUCCUGUCGCCGCAAGGACAGCAGAAGCCUACUUCACUCAAGGCGACCGCAGCAGACGAGCGCACCCUCCUACAGUCUCCUCAACGGGGCUACGGAGCCGCGGGUGCAAAGUCGACGACGCCGCAGCGGCAGCGCAAGCAGUCGCAGGAGCUCAUCGGGCGGGGCAGCAUGCGCGGCCAUCGAGUGACGACGCCGACGCCAAGGUCGCCGACAGUCCCCUUCCCCUCUGCGCGCGACUCACCUCGCACGGCUGAGCUCGGCCUGGUGGGCCGCCGCAUCGAAGACAUGGAUGGCUUCGAGGGCCGGCGCGGCGACGGCAACGACGACGAUGAUGACGACCUGGACCCCGACGACAUCAUCGACAUCUCGUCGGAUCGACGGCUGUCUCGCCACGCUUCCCGACGUCGGCUAGCCCUAGCGGCGCAUCCGGAACGGAGGGUGAGCGGCGGGGCUUUGAGCGGUCUGACGCUAGGGCUUGGGAGCUCUGGAAGUGGCGGUGCCGCUCACGCGCUCAGCAAGCCGCUAGGGAUUGCCCUCGGAAGCGGUGGUGGCGGUGGUGUGGGCCUGUUUGGGAGGCAGAAGGCCGAUGGCAGCAGCGCCGAUCCCAACUCUGCGGGCGCUACGCCGCGAAGCUGGACGGCGAUCAAGGGCAAGCCGUCGCGUCCUGGAGGAGCCGGUGGCGGGCCGCCUCGCUCAGCCUCGACCUCGGCGUCUCACACAGCGGACCUCGCUGCGGCAGACGCCGCGUCGUCGGAGGUGUCGCACAAGAAGCACCGGAAGCUGCCCGCCUGGCUCUCGAGGAGCAAGACGUCACCCGCAAAGGUUCCACGACAUGCCGACGAGGAGUAA
Molecule: messenger RNA, 1938 nt
Organism: Pseudozyma flocculosa PF-1
Lineage: Eukaryota; Fungi; Basidiomycota; Ustilaginomycetes; Ustilaginales; Ustilaginaceae
Exons: 1
Coding region: 1-1938 (645 amino acids)
Source: RefSeq, a predicted model, not a curated record